Molecule: messenger RNA, 1275 nt
Organism: Drosophila teissieri
Lineage: Eukaryota; Metazoa; Arthropoda; Insecta; Diptera; Drosophilidae
Gene: Sgt
Product: small glutamine-rich tetratricopeptide repeat-containing protein beta
Exons: 1
Coding region: 106-1104 (332 amino acids)
Biological process (GO): post-translational protein targeting to endoplasmic reticulum membrane
Cellular component (GO): TRC complex; membrane
Molecular function (GO): molecular adaptor activity; protein binding
Source: RefSeq, a predicted model, not a curated record
ACUUCGAUAUUGAAUUCACACUCACAUUUCGCCUAAUCACAUUUACUUUUCAACUUGUCGGUCGUUCGAAAUCGAACAAGCAGAAAUAUAACGAGCAGAGCCAACAUGCCGGACGCAGUGCAGCAGAGUUUCGUGCGUAGCUUCAUCGACUACCUGAAGAAGCAGGUGGACGUGAUGUCUCCGGACCAGAGCGAAAGCAUCGAGGUGGCGAUCCAGUGCCUGCAGGCGGCCUUUGACUUGGGCGAUGAUGUGGAGGCGGUGCCGGAUGCGGAUGGCCAGGAGCAGGCCACCACACAGAGCACCACUGCGAGUGCACCCGACGGCGAUGCGGUGGCCAGCGGCAGCGCCGGCGUCGCCCCCAAUAACAACAUCGACAUGUUCGAGCUCUUCCAGUCGCUGUACACCGAGCGCAAUCCGGAAUCCCUGGCCCUGGCCGAUUCCAUCAAGAACGAGGGCAACCGGCUGAUGAAGGAGAGCAAGUACAAUGAGGCCCUGCUGCAGUACAACCGGGCCAUUGCCUUCGAUCCCAAGAAUCCGAUCUUCUACUGCAACCGGGCUGCGGCCCACAUCCGGCUGGGUGACAACGAACGCGCCGUGACCGAUUGCAAGUCCGCCCUGGUCUACAACAACAACUACAGCAAGGCGUAUUGCCGCCUGGGCGUGGCCUACUCCAACAUGGGCAAGUUCGCGGAGGCGGAGCAGGCCUACGGCAAGGCCAUCGAGCUGGAACCCGACAAUGAGGUCUACAAGAGCAACCUGGAGGAGGCCAGGAACGCCAGGAACCAGUCGCCACCGUUGUCGCGAAUAAGGGACGACCUAAGCUCCAUACUGGCCCAUCCAUUGGUAAGGAAUUUGUUCAACAACGCUGAGCUCGACGUGGAGCAGCUGCAGUCGAUGAUCCAGAACCCGAUGGUUAUGAACACCAUUGGCCAGCAGUUCGCCAACAUGGGCCAGAUGCCGGCCUUGCCCAAUGACAUGCUGCAGAUGGUCCAGAGCAUCGCCAGCCAACUGGCGGCCGGUCAGCAAGGGGGCGGUGCUCCCAAUCCGAAUGCCAAUUCUGGCAAUGAACAGCAGCCGGGCAAUCAACCUCCACCGAGCAUCUAGGGGGCUGGACAUCCCCAGGAUCGGCGACAGACAGAUUAAGUUUUUAAGCUGAAACUAUAAAUGUAUUUUUAAUGUUUAAAAGGCUUCUAUUAACGCAUAUUUACAUAUAUAUUUUUAUUAAUGGUAAUAAAUAAAUGCAUAGAAUACGCCGAGAGGCCUUGACGGUGCAAA